AUGAGGUCACUACUUUUUUACCUAACAAUAUUCGUCCUCGUCGAUGUAGCUGUAAGCCAGAUUUACCUUACCACAUGUGCCAGAAUGGAUGUUCCUAUUCUUGAUAAGGCUGCCAGAGCAGCUUGCAUUACGUCCUGCAGUAUACAGAACUGUGGCACGGGAUACUGCGAAAAACGUGGCGGCCGGAAGACUUGUGUGUGCUCACGAUGCGCUAAUGGUGGAAAUGUCCCACUUGACCUCUUAAUCAAAAAGAAAGGGAAAUAA
Messenger RNA from Necator americanus (New World hookworm), 264 nucleotides. RefSeq lists its product as uncharacterized. NCBI's taxonomy places the organism in Eukaryota, Metazoa, Nematoda, Chromadorea, Rhabditida, Ancylostomatidae. The transcript is spliced from 2 exons. The record is from RefSeq and is a predicted model, not a curated record. Gene Ontology annotation, biological process: defense response to other organism. The coding region runs from base 1 to 264 and encodes 87 amino acids.